Molecule: messenger RNA, 1488 nt
Organism: Anopheles marshallii
Lineage: Eukaryota; Metazoa; Arthropoda; Insecta; Diptera; Culicidae
Product: orexin receptor type 2
Exons: 3
Coding region: 1-1488 (495 amino acids)
Biological process (GO): neuropeptide signaling pathway
Cellular component (GO): membrane
Molecular function (GO): neuropeptide receptor activity
Source: RefSeq, a predicted model, not a curated record
AUGGCCGGUGCGGAAGUGAGUGCAACCGUGCUGCGCUGGAUUACGGCCCUGAACUGGAGUGCGGAGGUUGGUGCCGAUCUGUUGACAGGUGGGAUGGCCACGAGUCGCGAACAGAGCGGUAUGACGAUGAUAGGCUACUGGGAGCGAUCGCUUAAGAAUCUUUCGACGGAGCAACGAACUGUCUUUACCGUGUUUUCGAUCAUGGUGAUGGUAAUGGCCAUAUUCGGCAACAUCGUCACCAUCAUCACGAACGUGCGGCGUGAACAGCGGCAUCUGCUGCGCGUCUGCAUGCUGUCGCUCGCCUUUUCCGACAUUGCUUUCGUGACCGUCACCUCGAUCGUGUAUCUUUCGCAGUUUAACACCGACUUCAACUCACUAUGGACGCUCGGUGAGCUGAUGUGCACAUUUUCCCCAUUCGUGCAGACAAUGGCGGUGCUGGUGAACAGCAUCACGCUGGUAGCGAUCGCACUCGAUCGGUACAUGGCCGUGCGCAGCCUGGUGAAGGGCGUCUGGGAACCGAACGGAUGGUUCUGUAUCACGUGUGGCGUUCUGAUCUGGGGCCUUGCGGCUGGAAUUUCCAGCCCAAUGCUCACCCUGUACGAGAUGUUCGACAUCGUGGUACUGACGACGGAUGCUCAACAAUCGCACGAGAUCAUCAACGGCUACUAUAUGGCGACCAUCUGCGCUACGGAUAAGAGCAAGAACAGCUACUACUUUGUGAUCGUAUUCGUGGUAAUCUUUCUUCCACUGCUCGGAGCUUUCUGUUGGUUGAACGGGGUGAUUGCGAGAGCGUUCUGGGUACGCAGAAACCCCAUCGGUGGAGCUCCGAAAGGAGCUCCGAAAAAGUGUUCUUCCAGCACGUCCUGCGAGAGUAGUAACGACAAGAAGACACUUACGACCAAUGUAACCGCAUCACAUCCGGUUGUCGACCGACGUACACCGGCAUCGGUGUUCACUUCCAACUGCACCUGUCCACACCACAACACAACGGCUAUCGUUGGAGAGCAAACGACGCAGAGUGAUAGCCCGGGGUCACCUUCAGCCCAGCGCCCUACCCAAGGCCAUCAAACUGAAGCCAUUUCGAACCGUCGCCGUCGGCAGAUACACAUGUUCAAAGCAAUCGUCGUGCUGAUGCUGGUGUUUUUCGUGUGUCGCCUUCCCAUGUGGGUGUUCCUGCUGGUCAAGAUGAUGGGCGAUGCCAACACGAGUGCCUACUGGAAUCUGCACUACUCCUUCGGUAUCCUCGCGAUGGUAAACGCGGUACUCAAUCCGCUCAUGUACACAUUCCUCACCGAAACGAUCCGCUUCACGCUGUUCGUGAAAGCACAUUGCGUGCGUGCUUGCGUGCAACCGUGCAAGAAUGUGGCGCAGCGUGGGCGGACUGGUGGAGGAGACUACGAUUUUCGGAAAAACCGUGACACGAAGGAACGGGAUAGCAAUGGUAGUGAGCAUGAGGCCCGUCAUGCAGGAAUCUAUAUGGGGGACUGA